Molecule: messenger RNA, 1813 nt
Organism: Nothobranchius furzeri (turquoise killifish)
Lineage: Eukaryota; Metazoa; Chordata; Actinopteri; Cyprinodontiformes; Nothobranchiidae
Gene: ercc8
Product: excision repair cross-complementation group 8
Biological process (GO): proteasome-mediated ubiquitin-dependent protein catabolic process; protein polyubiquitination; transcription-coupled nucleotide-excision repair
Cellular component (GO): Cul4A-RING E3 ubiquitin ligase complex; nucleotide-excision repair complex
Molecular function (GO): protein binding
Source: RefSeq, a predicted model, not a curated record
CGUCUCGAUGUUUAGAACGAGCAGAAACUAGAUUCAUUUAUUGCAAAGCUAAUAUUUAAACUAAAAAAUGACAACAUUCGAAGUUUCUAAAGACGUAUUAAGGUUUAACGUAUGUAUUGGCACACAUUAAGGCUUUGUAAGAAAUAGUUUGCUCGCAUCAAUCAGAAUGAGUCAUUGCAGGUAACAAGUUAGCCUUUGAGCCAGGUUAGCUCCCACUAGCUUAAAGAGAUUGUAUAUUUAGAAAUUUUUUUAAAUUGUCAGCAUUAGUUCUCUUCAGAUGUUGGGAUUUUUGACUGCAAGGCAAAGUGGUCUGGAUGACCCUUUGCGAAUGAGGCGAGCAGAGUCAACGAGAAGGGUUCUCAGUCUGACAUUAGAUCCUGACAGAGAUGUGGACAGAAUCCAUGGAAAUGGCAUCAAUACCAUAGAUAUCGAAGCAGUGGAGGGCAGAUACAUGUUGUCUGGAGGUGCAGAUGGAGUCAUCGUCAUUUAUGACCUGGAGAACUACAGCGGGAAAUUACAGUACACCUGCAAGGCGGUCUGUACUGUAGGCAGGUCAAGUCGACACGUCCACAAAUUCAGUGUAGAGACAGUCCAGUGGUAUCCGUUUGACACAGGAAUGUUUGUCUCUAGUUCCUUUGACAAGACCAUGAAAGUCUGGGACACUGAGACUUUAAAGCCCGCUGAGGUGUUUCAGUUUGAGGGUAACGUCUACAGUCACCACCUGUCUCCCAUUGCCAGGAAGCACAGCCUCGUCGCAGUUGGCACCAACAAUCCUAAAAUCCAACUUUGUGACCUGAAAUCUGGCUCACGGAUUCACGUUCUUCAAGGUCACAGAGCAGAAGUGCUGUCGGUGCGUUGGUCGCCCAGGUACGAGCACAUCCUAGCCACCGCCAGUGCAGACAGCAAGGUGAACGUGUGGGACGUGCGUCGAGCUUCAGGCAGUCUGUUUACUCUCGACCAACACAAUGGAGAGAAGUCCAAAGCCUCUGCAGAGGCAGUAAAUACAGCCCAUAACGGCCGAGUGAAUGGUCUGUGCUUUACGUCUGAUGGUCUCUAUCUCCUAACCACUGGAACAGAUGACCGCAUGAGACUAUGGAAUAGUGCUUCAGGAGAAAACACACUGGUGAAUUAUGGGAAGGUCUGCAACGAGAGUCGUAAAAAGCUGCAGUUCGCAGUGUCGCGCGGCUGCAGCCCAGACUUUGUGUUUGUGCCUUGCGGCAGCUCUGUGGCGGUGUACGCCCUCCACACUGGAGAACUGGUCACAAUGCUUAGGGGUCACUACAACAAUGUUGACUGCUGUGAGUUCCACCAAGACCACCAGGAGCUGUACAGUGGAGGCAAAGAUUCUAACAUACUGGCAUGGGUUCCUGUCCUGCGUACCGCAGACGUGGAGGAUGAGUCAAAUAAUGACAAUAAGGGUGCUGCUGGCCUGUCGGCUGUGAACCCUGCCUUUCAGGAUGCCUGGAGCAGUGACGAAGACUGAUGCAGAUGUUUUGAAUGUGUGGGCAAAAGAAGCAUGUAAAUAAUCUCACAUCCAUUAUGCAAAAUAUGACAAGUGUAGGUUCUUGCAAUUAUUUUUAAAAUUUAGAUAAAUAGAUGCUGUCUGGCUUCUAUCUGUAAUAAAAUAUGUAAAGUGUUGUACAGUUCAUGCAUAUCCACAACUGUAUGCCUCUGGAUUGCUGUAGAUUAUUGUUGUUGUUUUUUUUUUCUUAUGUUUUUUAUUUUAUAUUGGCACCAUCAAUGACUUUUGUAAGCAAAUUGGGAUUUAUGUUUCUAAUUUGAAUUUUUUGCUAAAAUAAACAUUUUUAAGUAA